Molecule: messenger RNA, 1256 nt
Organism: Nasonia vitripennis (jewel wasp)
Lineage: Eukaryota; Metazoa; Arthropoda; Insecta; Hymenoptera; Pteromalidae
Exons: 2
Coding region: 42-794 (250 amino acids)
Source: RefSeq, a predicted model, not a curated record
AGUUUGAAAUUCCGCGUGUUAAUAAAAAAGUUCCUGGAUUGAUGAAAGACGAAUGCUGUGGCAAGAUUAUGACAGAGUUCGUAGGUUUAAGAAGCAAAAUGUAUAGUAUUUUGAUUGAUGGAGCUGAGACAGUGAAAAAAGCCAAAGGGAUAAAAUCAAAUGUAGUAAAGAAAUCAAUCACAUUCGAAGAUUAUCGAAAAUGUCUUCAAGAUCUUGUUAUUAUAAAACGUGAGCAGUGCAAUAUUCGUUCAAAAUUACACAUAGUCCAUACUGAAAAACAAGAAAAAAUUGCUCUAAGUCCUCACGAUGAUAAAAGAUACUUAUUACCUCAUAGUACAGAUACUUUGCCCUGGGAUCAUUACAGAAUUAUGGAAGCACAGAUGGCGCAAGCUGCAAUGCAUGUAGAGGGGGAAGCGGAGGAGAGGGAAUACAAUGCAGCUAAUGGCAAUGAAGCAGAAGAAAAAAGAGAGGGAGAAAAUGAGAGGGAGGAUAAGGUAACCAUUGGCAAUGAUGCAGAAGAAAAAAGAGAGGGAGAAAGUGGGAGGGGGGAUGAAUGUGAACAAAUCAGGAUUGAAUACGAUGUGCCUGAGGAGUUCAUGCACGAAUGGGAUCCAUCAUUAGAUAAGAUAAGAUUAGAAUCAGAAGAGAGAAGGGAUAUCUUACUAGAGGCAAUGGAAAGGGCAGGAAUUGUGGAGGGAAAUGGGCUAUAUGAACGCAUGGACAACAACGAGGAGCACAUUCGAGAAAUCGAAGCGAACAACGAACCUUCUACAAAGAGACCAAGGCUCACCUAACUUCAUAAUAAAAUGGAUCUAUCUGCACUCAACAAGAUUGCUGAGCGAGAGUUCUUGCCAAAGAAAAGAGCAACAGACAUGGAAAAAGAUCAUCAGUAUAUGGUGACAGCACUGAAAGAGGUCAAGACAAGGUUCGGUACGAAGAUUGUUGCUGAACUUGAUGACAGCUUUCAAGUUUUCUUGCCAGAGAAGAUUUCAUCGGCUAUUCUGAAAGAUGAAGCGUUUUUCAAUUCACUCUGCAACAAUGCAAAUAAACUUUGUUUAUUUUUAAAAUAUCUGGGUGGAUCUUCUUUUAAGUUUGAUUCUAGUACUCAAUAAGAAAGAAUAAAUCACAAAUUGAUUUUACAAAGAUAUAUUUUUUAUUAACUUGUACAUAAUAAUAAUACAUGAAUAAAUUUAAUAUAAUAAACAUAAUACAUCUGCUUUUUUUAUUUACUACAAUCUGAUCCUUUUAUCCAUAAA